GGUACACUGACUCCACCUCUUGCUAUUUCCUUCUCUUUCAAGAUUUAUCGGUUUCCAAGUUUCUUCCUUGUUUAGGAAAAAAAAAAGGCAGAGACAUUUGUAGUUGAAGAGAGAUUAUGAGAUUGUUUCUUGUUUAGUGGUGGUAAUGAUAUACAUCGGGACCGUCAGGCAGGAGGAGUUGAAAAUCGAUUUAAUUCGGUCAGGGGCGCAGCUCUGACUUAAAUAAUGGCCAAAGAGUACAAUGGAUCACCAAAGCAUCAUCAGCUGCUGGAACUAAAGAGGAAGCGUCUCACCUGGAUUCUAGGGGUGAGUGGCCUCUGCAUCUUAUUCUACAUUCUUGGGGCUUGGCAGAACACUACGUCUGCACCAUCCAACCGAUCUGACGUCUAUAAUAGAGUGGGUUGCGAUGUUGGAACCCCAGCAGCUGCCGCUCAUGAUUAUACCGUCUCAUCAUUGUCGUCGUCGUCAUCAUCAUCACCAGUCACCCUGGACUUCAAAAGUCAUCAUCAGCUGGAAGUCAAUGAUUCAGACGCACAGCACAAAAUCCCGCCCUGUGAUAUGUCCUACAGUGAGUAUACGCCCUGCGAAGAUCCUUUGAGGAGCAGAAAAUUUGAGCGGAGCAUGCUGAAAUACAGACAGCGACAUUGCCCCACCAAGCAGGAGCUCCUCCUUUGCCUCAUACCUGCUCCCCCAAAAUACAAGACCCCUUUUAAAUGGCCUCAGAGCAGAGACUAUGCCUGGUAUGACAACAUUCCCCAUAGAGAGCUAAGCAUUGAAAAGGCCGUUCAGAACUGGAUCCAAGUCGAGGGUGAUCGGUUCCGAUUCCCAGGGGGUGGCACCAUGUUCCCUCGUGGAGCUGAUGCCUAUAUUGAUGACAUCAAUGAUCUCAUCCCUCUUACACAAGGAAGCAUCAGGACCGCACUUGAUACAGGAUGUGGGGUUGCGAGUUGGGGUGCAUUCCUGUUAAAAAGGGACAUCCUGGCUAUGUCUUUUGCACCAAGGGAUACGCAUGAAGCGCAGGUCCAAUUUGCAUUGGAGCGGGGAGUUCCUGCUAUGAUUGGAAUCAUGUCUUCACGCAGAAUUCCUUACCCUGCCAGGGCGUUUGAUAUGGCUCACUGCUCCCGUUGCUUGAUUCCUUGGGACAAAUAUGAUGGAAUGUAUCUGAUUGAAGUGGACAGAGUUCUACGGCCUGGGGGUUACUGGAUUCUGUCUGGCCCUCCUAUCCGCUGGAAGAAAUACUGGCGAGGUUGGGAAAGAACCCAGGAAGACUUGAAACAAGAGCAGGAUGCUAUAGAAGAUGUCGCCAGGCGCCUCUGCUGGUCCAAAGUGGUUGAAAAGGAUGAUCUUGCUGUAUGGCAAAAGCCCAUCAAUCACGCCGAGUGCUUUAGCAGCAGGAAGCUUUACAAGACACCACUUAUAUGCAAGUCUGACAAAGCAGAUGCGGCCUGGUACAGAGAUAUGGAAACCUGCGUAACCCCACUGCCAGAAGUAAGCACCUCAGAUGAAGUUGCAGGCGGAGCGUUAGAGAAAUGGCCUGAGCGUGCGUUGGCUGUUCCUCCCAGAAUAGCCCGCGGUGCAACAUCGGGCAUCACCUCUGAGAAAUUCCAAGAGGACAAUGAGUUGUGGAAGCACAGGGUAACACAUUACAAGCGAAUAAUUAGCCCAUUAUCCCAGGGCAGAUACCGGAAUAUAAUGGACAUGAAUGCUUUUCUAGGGGGAUUUGCUGCAGCCCUUUUGAAAUAUCCGGUGUGGGUUAUGAAUGUCGUUCCUGUUAACUCAAAUCAGGACACUCUGGGUGUGAUCUACGAGCGAGGCUUCAUCGGGACGUACCAGGACUGGUGUGAGGCGUUCUCCACAUAUCCAAGAACUUACGAUCUCAUCCAUGCGGGCAGCGUGUUUAGCAUAUAUCAAGACAGAUGCGAUAUUACCUACAUUCUGCUGGAGAUGGAUAGAAUUCUGAGGCCAGAAGGGACAGUUAUAUUCAGGGAUGUUGUGGAGGUCCUUGUGAAGAUCAAGAGUAUAACAGAGGGAAUGAGAUGGAAGAGCCAGAUCAUGGACCACGAAAGUGGACCAUUUAAUCCGGAAAAGAUUCUUGUUGCCGUCAAAAGUUAUUGGACCGGUGAACCUACACAAAACCAACACUAGCAUUAAAUAAGUUCCCGUGCAGAUCUACUGUUUAGAGCUAUUGGCUGAAAUCUUUUCUUUCUGGGCCACCACAUCCACCGCUGGGAGGGUACAUUUCCUGCCAAGUGGGAGGAAAGAAGAGUUAGGUUUUUUUUUUUUAAACUUUUAAAACUUUUUUUCUUAUAACUCUUGUUUUGAUAUUUGGGGUGGAGAAAUUGCAUAAAAGAGAAUUCAAGAA
Malania oleifera is the source of this 2362-nucleotide messenger RNA. RefSeq names its product probable methyltransferase PMT18. The record is from RefSeq and is a predicted model, not a curated record. The transcript has 6 exons. Gene Ontology annotation, molecular function: methyltransferase activity. Lineage: Eukaryota; Viridiplantae; Streptophyta; Magnoliopsida; Santalales; Ximeniaceae. Gene Ontology annotation, cellular component: endosome; trans-Golgi network; cytoplasm. The coding region runs from base 226 to 2145 and encodes 639 amino acids.